AUGAAUCUGCAAGUUGCGCCAGAUCAAGUUAUGUGCAAGGCCUUCUCGCAAACGCUGACUAAUGCUGCUAGGGAUUGGUUCUCAACAUUGGAGCCCAACUCCAUAGCCUCUUUCUCAGAUUUGGCUGAUAAUUUCUCAGCCUUCUUUGCAAGUAGCAAGCGAAUCAGAAAGACUGCGGCCUCUCUCAUGCAACUUCGCCAGGGACCAAAUGAAACCCUGCGUGAAGCCUUCAAGGUAUCCUUAUCAAAGACCCCGCCACAAACAGUGAUCGAGCUCCUCACCCGAGCUGAAAAAUACAUUAAUAUGGAGAAAACGAUGGGUCCUUCCCAUGAAAAGGCCAAGAGCAAGAAGCAACAUGAUCCUAUUUCCCAACAAGAGCAUCCUCAGGAAAAGCGCACGAAUGAAGGGCCACCAGGGCCUCUCACCCAAUUGAACACCUCCAAGGCAAAUAUCUUAAUGGAGAUCAAAGAUAUGAAAGAGUUGAGGUGGCCUUCAAGAAUGAAGUCGCCCCUGGACACAAGAGAUAGGAACAAGUACUGUGAAUUUCACCGAGAUCAUGGGCAUACCAUUGAGGGUUGUCAAGCCUUGCAACGGGAAAUUGAAGCCCUCAUUAAAAGAUGGCUGUUAAGAAAUUAUAUUAGUCAUGAUAAAUGCUCGAGGAAUGACCGUGACAAUCGGAAAGAUCCUGGAGCCGGAAGCAGUGCUCCACCUACUGCCGGGACCAUUAAUAUUAUCAUUGGAGGCAUAGUAUCUGGAGAAGACACAAGUAGUGGGCGAAAGCAAUAUGCCAGCCAACAUGCUCAUACCUCAAAGGAAUCCCAUGAUAAACUCAAAGAUAUUACUUUUGGAGCAAGAGAUCUAGAAGGAGUAUCAUAUCCUCAUAACGAUGCCUUGGUCGUCUCUGCAAUUGUGGCUAACUUUUAA
This is a messenger RNA of Olea europaea var. sylvestris, 924 nucleotides long. RefSeq lists its product as uncharacterized. The coding region runs from base 1 to 924 and encodes 307 amino acids. The transcript is spliced from 2 exons. The record is from RefSeq and is a predicted model, not a curated record. NCBI's taxonomy places the organism in Eukaryota, Viridiplantae, Streptophyta, Magnoliopsida, Lamiales, Oleaceae.